Molecule: messenger RNA, 3775 nt
Organism: Schizosaccharomyces cryophilus OY26
Lineage: Eukaryota; Fungi; Ascomycota; Schizosaccharomycetes; Schizosaccharomycetales; Schizosaccharomycetaceae
Product: GTPase activating protein Gyp2
Exons: 1
Coding region: 88-2283 (731 amino acids)
Source: RefSeq, a predicted model, not a curated record
CCGACUUUUGACAACAACAAACAGCUUUAAAUUAAGAGAAAAGUUUCUGGAGCCUUUUAUUGGUAAAAGGUCCAGAAUGAUUAAUCAAUGAAUUUAUUGAAGCAUGUUUUUCCUGAAAAUAACUACGAAGCUUAUGAAGGAAUACUACCACCAACUGUUUUCUUUCGUUUGACGAAGCAAGAAGAAAUUAUCAUUGGGUCGUCUUGUGAAAUUAAAUAUAAUGAUUUGCUAAUUUUUGGAAGCAUCUACAUAAGUACCUCUUUCCUUUGCUUCCAUAGUUUGGAUUUAAAGACUCGAUUUACGUUUCCUCUGUCGACUAUAAGACAAGUAGAAAGAACAGCUUCAGACACCAACGUGUUUGUUUUUGAUUUAAUAACCGUUCACAAUCAAACUAUUCAUCUUACUAUAAACGGUACACGUCAACAAUCCGAACUCUUUUGUGAUCGCUUAAUACGACAAUUACGAUUGACUUCGCAUGAGGCUGGUGAUGUUACAGAAUUCUUACAUGCUUUGGCAUCGGAAAAGCUUCUGCAUUCAGGGUUAUCCAUAAAAAAUAAUAAUGAGAAUCAAGCAACUUCAGAUCAUGGAUAUAAUUCUACAGGCUUGGGAAUGCAAUUUGGCUUUCCCUCUAAACUAAUAGACCCAGAAUUUAAUUCAGAAAGGGCAGAAAAGGAAGAAAUAGAUCAGUGGAAAAAGUAUUUUCUUGAAAACGGAGCCAAUUUUAAUUUUGUACAAACUCCUUCCUUCAUUAAGCUAAUUCAAAACGGUAUUCCGGACAAUUUGAGGGCGGACAUAUGGGAAACAUGUUCUGGAAGCUUAUAUUGGCGGUGGAAAUCGAAGGGUUUUUAUUACAAUAAUGUACAUAAAGUACUUGCAGAAACUUGUGAGUAUAGCGAUGAGAUUGAGAGAGAUUUAUCAAGAAGCUUACCGUCUUAUCCUGCUUAUCAAUCAAGUACAGGGAUAGAUGCUCUGAGGAAAGUAUUGAGAUUUUAUUCUGGAGUAAACAGUGACAUGGGCUACUGUCAGGCUAUAAAUAUCGUUGUUGCAGCCUUACUGGUUUACUGUACCGAAGAACAGGCUUAUUUCUUGUUCUCUCAGCUCUCUGAGCUGUACAUUCCUGGAUACUAUGGUAAAUUGAUUCACGGUCUUUUACUUGAUCUGACUGUCUUUGAGUACGUCUUACAACAAGCUCUUCCUCAUCUUUAUCAAAAAAUAUCUGAAAUGAAGAUGGACUUGAAACUUAUUACAAUAAACUGGUUUUUUUCACUUUUUAUCAAGGAUUUACGAUUGGAUUAUGCAAUGCGAAUCCUCGAUUAUUUCAUAACGAACGGACCUUGCGUUUUAUUUCAAACAGCUCUUGCUCUGUUUAAGAUUAAUGCUCAGGGAAUUCUAAAUGCCGCUGAUGAUGCAUCAAUUAUGAAAGUUUUUCAAGAUUGCUUUGCUAAUAUUAACUCCGAAUAUUUAACGACAGAAAUUGGAAGUACUAAUAGCAAACCAAUCUCAUGUACAUUUUCACAGCUUCAGGCCAUUGCUUUUGAAUAUUUUGACUUUAUUACCAAUAGUUAUAUAUUAGCAAAAAGAACAGAAUUUCGAGAAACGGUUCUCACUUCUUUAAAACUUUUUACUAAACGCUCGCAUCUUCGUGGUCUAUAUCAACAAACGAAUUUAUCAAACACAGACUUGGAGUAUCUUUACGAUGCUUUUAUCGAUGGUAUCGGUGAAGAUCAUCUAUGUCAUGGUCGCAUAUUGGAACAGAAAAUUGAUUACAAUGGCUUUGAAAAGCUUAUAAAAAAGUCGAUUCCACGGCAAAUUUUCUUCAAAAAGGCCAUCCAUUAUCAAAGAAGUGAACGAAAGCUAUUUAAAAGAUUAUAUAACUGGUUGAAUAAAAGUUUGGAUCUUAGCGUUCCGUUAAACUUUGAAAAGCUUGUUAUUGGUAUUGAAACAAUGAAUAUGUUAGCCGAAGAGGCUCCAGAAGUAUUCAGCUUUCAAUUAUAUGAUCUAAAUGAAGGAAAGGAACUACAGACGGAUCAAAUUGUUGAAUUAUCAGAAUCCUUAAUUCUUAUUUGCUGUUAUGAAGGGAAUCAUGAAGAUGAUGAAAGGCUAACAGUAAUAAGUGAUUUUUUGCGCUCUUGCUUUAAUAAACAUAGACAAAAUCAAAAGGAGUUUCGGAUAUCUCUAGAGCAAUUUCAGUAUAUUGCUGCAAACACUAUGCUACUACCAAUACUCAGGUUUUUUAUAAAGAAACUAGUCAAAGGAAUGCUUACGAAAGAAAACGCACCAUAAUAAAUGUGCGUUUACGAAAAGAUAUGCCAUUAUUGAUAAAAAGGAUGUUUUUCUGCACUUCGAUUUAUUGUUAUCUUAUGGCAUAGUUUGAACCCUACAGUAUUUAGGCUUUGUUAUUAAUAAUAUAAUUUGCAUUAUCGAUGUAUCCAGCCGUUUACAUUUAAUAUUGAAUUUAUAGGCCAUUUUCUGAUGGGUUCUACUUCAAGCGAGGAUUUGAAUCCUUCUUCAAACAUUCGUAUUCCCGUAUAAGCAACCAUAGCAGCAUUGUCACUACAAAGUUCCAAAGAAGGGUAAACAAGUUUUGUUUCAGGAAUUAGGCCUCUACUAUGAAGUGAAAUAAGCAAUUCUUCCAGCAUUUUCUUCAGAACGGAGUUUCUAGCAACGCCUCCACUACAAACUAGAAAACGCACAUCCGAUAGAUCAGUAGACUCAAUGGCUUUAGUAAUCUUCUGGCAAAUAUGCUUAAAGGCAGCUUCCUGAAGCUUAUAAGCCAAGAUCUUUUUUUCUGAAAAACUCCAUGACUUUGAGGUAAUAAGUCUUCGAGCAUAAGAUUCUAAUCCCGAGAAAGAAAAAUUAGGAUUAUGUGCCUUUUCACCAGUGCUCAUGGGGUUCGGUGGAUUACAAUCUACAUUCAAAUCAUCGAGAGUGGGAGCAGCAAAUUUUUCAAGAGCUGCAGCUGGCAUUUGAUUAUUCCAAGGAAUUUCUAAAUAUUUGGCACAUUUAUCCAGGUAAUCACCAACAGCUAUGUCAGUUGUCGAUGCCAAGAUUUCAUGAGCAACAACCGAUCUGGAUAAAAUUAAUAUAGUAUGGCCCCCAGAUACUAGAAUUGAAAGAAACGGAAAUGGGAUUUGAGACUCCAACUGCACUGUUAACGCAUGUGCUUGCUAAUGAUAAUAAUGAAUUAGCAUCUUCUUGAGAAGCGUUUAAUUAAAUCAUACCAUGUGAUGUAUCGCUAAAAGGGGCUUAUUAAGGCCAACAGCUAAACCCUUGGCAAAAUUCAAGCCAAUAGCUAAAGGACCUAGCAUUCCAGGACCACGGGUUACAGUUAUAAGAUCAUAGUUAGAAACACCUAACGAUUGAGACUGUUUUAUAGUUUCGUAAACAACUCUUGCCAGGUUCUUUUGAUGUUCUUGUAUAACAAUUGAUGGAUGUAUUCCCCCAUACAUUUCAUAUUUUGAAAGUGUUCGAUGAGUAUUGAGACAAACAAUGUUUGGUAAGGACUCGCUCGAAGUUUUCUGGACACUGUUUCCGUUAGCGGCAAUUUCACCUGGGCUCACAGAAUAGUUGCUUACACGGCCACAGAAGUAUCAUCACAAGAUGUCUCGAUUGCUAGAGAUGUAAUCUUCCGACAUGAGGGUAUCACUCUCGUACAGUUGAAUCCAUAAUGUAACUGAUUGCUAAGUCUGUACAAUCGAUGCAUUACCAAAAAGAACGGAAGUUAUACCAUUUACUUUAGAAACUAUUUAAGUAACAUGAAUUUUGGUUUACUGUG